UCCUGAAUAGCUCUUAGAUCAGACAGAGCGGUGCCUGUGUCUCUGUACUUCCUCGCUGAGCAAGCCAGGACUGACUGCUCCCUGCCUCCUCCAACUCUUACCUCCCUGGAGCUGGUGCCAUGCAGUUGCAGGAGGCACCCCGCCGGCCCUCAGCUGUGCACUUCCUCAGCUCCUUCCUGCAGGGCCGCAGGCACUCCACUUCUGACCCAGUCCUCAGGCUACAGCAGGCCCGGCGUGGCUCUGGCUCUGGCUUUGGCUCUGCCACAAAGCUGCUGUCCUCGUCCUCUCUCCAGGUGAUGGUGGCUGUGUCCUCCGUCAGCCGUGCAGAAGGGAACCCAACUUUUCCUGAGAGAAAAAGUAAAGGAAAUUCAGGACGUCCAACACCGAAGUACACAAAAGUGGGAGAGCGUUUAAGGCAUGUCAUCCCUGGACACAUGGCAUGCUCCAUGGCAUGUGGCGGGAGGUCAUGCAAGUACGAGAACCCAGCCCGCUGGAGCGAGCAGGAGCAAGCCAUUAAGGGGGUUUACUCGUCUUGGGUCACUGACAAUAUCUUGGCCAUGGCUCGCCCAUCCUCUGAGCUCCUGGAGAAGUACCACAUCAUUGAGCAGUUCCUCAGUCAUGGCAUAAAAACAAUCAUCAAUCUGCAGCGCCCUGGUGAGCAUGCUAGCUGUGGGAACUCUCUGGAACAAGAAAGUGGCUUCACAUACCUUCCUGAAGCUUUCAUGGAAGCUGGCAUUUAUUUCUACAAUUUUGGAUGGAAGGAUUAUGGUGUGGCAUCUCUUACUGCCAUCUUAGAUAUGGUGAAGGUGAUGACAUUUGCCUUACAGGAAGGAAAAGUAGCCAUCCAUUGUCAUGCAGGGCUUGGCCGAACAGGUGUCUUGAUAGCCUGUUAUUUAGUUUUUGCAACAAGAAUGACUGCCGACCAAGCGAUUAUAUUUGUGCGGGCAAAGCGACCCAAUUCCAUACAAACCAGAGGACAGCUGCUCUGUGUCCGAGAGUUUACUCAGUUUCUGACUCCCCUCCGCAAUAUCUUCGCUUGCUGUGAUCCCAAGGCACAUGCUGUCACCUUAGCCCAAUACCUAAUUCGUCAGCGUCAUCUGCUUCAUGGUUAUGAGGCACGACUUCUGAAACAUGUGCCAAAAAUCAUCCACCUAGUGUGCAAAUUGCUGCUGGACUUGGCUGAGAACCGGCCAAUGGUGAUGAAGGACAUGUUGGAAGGACCUGGACUCUCUGCUGAAAUUGAAAAGACUGUGUCUGAGAUGGUCACAAUGCGGCUGGAUAAAGAGUUACUGAGGCACAACAGCGAUGCCUCUGACCCGUUCAGCCCCCCUGCAGUGGCAGUGGAGUUUGAGAAUCAGGAUGUGAUUGUUCCUAAUGAGCACGAGUUUGACCCUCUUUGGAAAAGGCGGAACGUUGAGUGCCUUCAGCCCCUGACUCAUCUGAAAAGGAGGUUCAGCUACAGUGACUCAGACCUAAAGAGGGCCGAGGCUCUCCUGGAGCAAGGGGAGACUCCGUGGACUGUGCCUGCCCAGGAUUUGCUGUGCCACAGCCUCCAGCUGCAGAAGCCUGUCAGCCAUUGUUACAUCACACCAUCUCCAGAGCUAGGUUUAAAUAAGGAAGCAUUGGUUCGCAGUACAUUUUCUUUCUGGAAUCAGUCUAAAUGUGGAGGCUUGGAAGGACUCAAGGAUGAUGGAUCGCCACUUUUCUAUAGGAAGCACACUGCAAAAGAAAUACAACGGAGUAGAACCUUCUCUGUGGGCAUCUGUUCACAUAACCCUGGGGAACUAGUCACACCCAACUUUGCAAAUGUCCCCAAAGAUCCAAACCCUUCUCACCAGCAAGUGCCCCACUGUCAUUGUGAACCUUGUGGUGGUUGGGACCGAAGUUCUGUUGAGGAGGAGGGCAGGACUCCCUACAGCACUCCAGACGGUGGCUCCACGCCUAAGACACAGUUCCUAUUUGGACACGAAACCCAGGACAACAAAUCCCUAUCUGAGCCUGAAUUGAGUGUCGAAGCAAGGAGAAUACUGGCAGCCAAAGCCCUCGCGAAUUUAAAUGAGUUUGUAGAAAAAGAAGAAGUGAAAAAGAAAGUAGAAAUGUGGCAGAAAGAACUAAAUUCCCGAGAUGGAGCUUGGGAGAGAAUAUGUGGUGAGAGAGACCCUUUCAUUCUGUGUGAUUUGAUGUGGUCUUGGGUGGAGCAACUGAAGGAACCUGUUAUCACCAAAGAGGAUAUGGACAUGUUGGUUGACAGGCAAGCGGAUGCCGCUGAAGCCCUGUUCUUAUUAGAGAAGGGCCAGCAUCAGACUAUCCUUUGCGUGCUGCACUGCAUAGUGAGCCUGCAGAGCAUUCCCGUGGAGGUAGAGGACGCUUGCCUUGCCCGUGCUAUUAAAGCCUUCACUAAGGUUAAUUUUGACUCUGAAAAUGGACCAACAGUUUACAACACCCUGAAGAAAAUAUUUAAGCACACAUUGGAAGAAAAAAGAAAAAUGGCAAAAGACAGCCCCAAGCCCAGCCUCUUGUGAAGCUGACUUUCUCCUUGUGAUGCAUAUUUCAGACCUAAAUUUCCAGAUACCAUCUCUGUUUAUAUGUAAACAA
Castor canadensis (American beaver) is the source of this 2595-nucleotide messenger RNA. Lineage: Eukaryota; Metazoa; Chordata; Mammalia; Rodentia; Castoridae. The record is from RefSeq and is a predicted model, not a curated record.